Molecule: messenger RNA, 2315 nt
Organism: Drosophila biarmipes
Lineage: Eukaryota; Metazoa; Arthropoda; Insecta; Diptera; Drosophilidae
Product: cytochrome P450 6g1
Exons: 4
Coding region: 212-1786 (524 amino acids)
Biological process (GO): response to DDT; insecticide catabolic process
Molecular function (GO): heme binding; iron ion binding; monooxygenase activity
Source: RefSeq, a predicted model, not a curated record
CACAGUCUGAAAUCGCUUCGAGUGCAAUGCGGGCAGCUUUAAUUGUCGGUUGUGAGUUCGGGAGCUGAAAAAUUAGAAGGACACGUUUCAAGGAAACUGAUGAAAAACUAGUUGCCAAACCGGCCAGGUGCAAACUAAGUGCCCUAUAGUCAACACAUCUAGUGCUCAAUAAAAAACAAGUGCAAGAUCUCAUUGCGUCGUUAGCUGUAAGAUGGCGCUGACGGAAGUCCUUUUCCUGGUGGUCGCUGUCCUGGUGGCGGUGUACAUGUGGUUCCAGCGAAACCACAGCCAUUGGGAGCGCAAGGGGAUACCAUAUAUCCCGCCCACACCGAUAAUAGGAAACACAAAGGUGGUCUUCAAGCUGGAGAACUCCUUUGGCAUGCACCUCUCGGAGAUCUACAAUGACCCACGGGUCAAGGACGAGGCUGUAGUCGGAAUAUAUUGCCUUAACAAGCCUGGCUUGAUUAUUCGCGAUAUAGAGCUGGUCAAAUCGGUUCUGAUUAAGGACUUUAACCGGUUCCACAACCGUUACGCCCGCUGUGAUCCCCAUCGCGAUCCUUUGGGCUACAAUAAUCUGUUCUUCGUGAGGGAUGCCCAUUGGAAGGACAUCCGUACGAAGCUCACUCCAGUUUUCACCAGUGGAAAGGUUAAGCAGAUGUAUACCCUGAUGCAAGAGAUUGGCAAAGAUCUGGAAGACGCCCUGAAGAGACAUGGAGAGAAGUGCUCUGGCAAAUACAUUACCGAGAUCAAGGAGAUCUGCGCCCAGUUCUCCACGGACAGCAUUGCCACCAUCGCCUUCGGGAUCCGUGCGAAUAGCCUGCAGAACCCCAAUGCCGAGUUCCGGAACUACGGACGCAAGUUGUUCACCUUUACCAUAUCCCGAGCCAAGGACUUUUUCGUGGCCUUCUUUCUGCCCAAGCUGGUGUCACUGCUGCGCAUCCAGUUCUUCACUCCGGACUUUGCUCAGUUCAUGCGGACAACCAUUGGCCAUGUGAUGCAGGAAAGGGAGCGAACGGGCCUGCUGCGCAAUGAUCUGAUUGAUGUUUUGGUGGGUCUGCGCAAGGAGGCGGCGGCGGAGCCCUCGAAGCCGCACUAUGCCAAGAACCAGGACUUUCUAGUGGCUCAAGCGGGAGUAUUCUUCAAUGCCGGAUUCGAGACCUCCUCCUCGACCAUGUCCUUUGCUCUGUAUGAGUUGGCCAAGCAUCCGGAGAUGCAGCAACGUUUGCGGCAGGAGAUCAACGAAGCUCUGCUGGAGGGCGGUGGCACAUUGCCCUACGAGAAGAUCCAAUCCCUGGAGUACUUGGCCAUGGUGGUGGAUGAGGUGCUGCGCAUGUACCCGGUACUGCCGUUCCUGGACCGUGAGUACGAGAGUGUGAAGGGGGAGCCGGAUCUAAGUCUGAAGCCGUUCUACGACUAUUCCUAUGAGAACGGAACCCCUGUCUUUAUACCAGUCUAUGCCCUGCAACACGACCCAAAGUACUGGACAAAUCCCAGCCAGUUCGAUCCGGAGCGCUUCUCUCCCGAGAACCGCAAGUCCAUCGUGGCCAUGGCUUAUCAGCCCUUCGGAUCCGGACCCCACAACUGCAUCGGCAGUAGAAUUGGUCUUCUCCAAGCCAAACUAGGACUCGUCAGCCUGCUAAAGAAUCACUCGGUUAGGACUUGUGAGGCUACCAUGAAGAAGAUGAGUUUCGAUCCCAAGGGUUUUGUGCUGCAGGCCGAAGGUGGUAUUCACCUGGAGAUUGUAAACGAUCGUCUUUACGAGGAGAGUGCCGCUCUGGUCCAUUAGUUGAGGUAGAGAAGUAUAGUCAGUAGAAGUAGAUAGUGGAAAUGCUUGGCUGACGGGGUAAUCGCCUUUUGACAGCUGACACUUGCUUUUGAUAAAGUUGUAACACACAUUAUACAAUAAUACGCCCCAGAAGCGGCGCCGGUAUAUUGAAUAAAAACAACAUUAUUAUAAAAUAACCUCUAAUCUGUAAACCUGACAGCGAUCAAUAUGAGCCACCAAUAAAUAAAUGUGAGCUUGAGAAAAACUUGAAUGCAUAUGCAUUUAGAAAUAUAAUAAUAACAUAAAAAUCGAUGAAACUACAUAUAAACACAAUGAAAUCACAUAUCUAAGACCAGGGCCUAUGUUCGUAUAGCCAAUAGUACUUACUUAUUGUACACAUUUUGCCCGGGAAGAAAGCACGCAACUUGCCACUCAAAGUGACUGCCAACCAAUUAAUUAUUUAAAUAUAAAUAAGAUUAGUUGUUUUUUGAACUUUUGCCAAAUGUGGUGCUGUUAUUAAUAUGUAACUAAAAGAAACCCAAAUAAUUUA